Molecule: messenger RNA, 973 nt
Organism: Diuraphis noxia (Russian wheat aphid)
Lineage: Eukaryota; Metazoa; Arthropoda; Insecta; Hemiptera; Aphididae
Gene: Cdc37
Product: cell division cycle protein 37
Biological process (GO): protein stabilization; protein folding
Cellular component (GO): cytoplasm
Molecular function (GO): heat shock protein binding; protein-folding chaperone binding; protein kinase binding
Source: RefSeq, a predicted model, not a curated record
GAAUUAAAAAAACAAGAAGAAGAGUUCAAAAAUAAAGAAAAGGUAAUGCCGUGGAAUGUUGAUACUAUAAGUAAACCCGGUUUUACAAAGACGAUUCUGAACACACCCAAAGCUCUACCAACCGAAGAAAAUCUGACUGAAGAAGAGAAAGCUAAACGAUUAGAAACAUUUAUUAAUGAAAAUAAGAGUAAAUUGAAAGUCUUUGGUAUGUUCAGAAAAUAUAAAGAUAGUCAAGAAUAUUUACAAAAAAAUCCUCAGCUUGUAUGUGAGGACACUGCAAAUUAUUUGGUUAUUUGGUGCAUUGAUUUACAAAUGGAAGGCAAAUCAGAUUUAAUGGAACAUGUAGCCCAUCAAACAAUUUGUAUGCAAUAUAUUUUGGAACUCUCAAGGCAAUUAAAUAUUGAUCCAAGAGCAUGUGUACCAUCAUUUUUUUCAAGAAUACAAUUAGCUGAAAAACAGUACAAAGAUUCUUUCGAAGAAGAACUUAACAUGUUUAAAGAUCGUAUCCGGAAAAGAGCUGAGGAAAAGAUACGUAUUGCUCAAGCUGAAAUAGAAGAAGAAGAGCGAAAAGCAAGACUAGGACCAGGUGGUCUUGAUCCAGUUGAAGUUUUUGAUAGUCUUCCAGAUGAGUUGAAAAAAUGUUUUGAAUCGCAAGAUAUUCAGUUAUUGCAAGAUACAAUUAAAAACAUGAACCAAGAAGAUGCUACUUAUUACAUGAAGCGCUGUGUAGAUUCUGGAUUAUGGGUACCUGACGCUAAUAAAGAUAARAGCAGUGCUGAAGACGAUGAUAAAACCCAAGAAGAAAAUAUUUACUCUGAAAUAAACAGCUCAUAAAAUAAUCUUAUAUUAUCCUAUUCAUUGAUUAAUUUAUAUUUAUUAGAUUAUAAUAAUUUUUCUGGUUCUAAAUGUAUCUGUUAUACAUAUGACAAAGUAUGAAAUUCUUUUGGUUGCAUUAUAAUAGUAAAACUAAUUU